Molecule: messenger RNA, 2135 nt
Organism: Erythranthe guttata (spotted monkey flower)
Lineage: Eukaryota; Viridiplantae; Streptophyta; Magnoliopsida; Lamiales; Phrymaceae
Product: F-box protein SKIP17
Molecular function (GO): protein binding
Source: RefSeq, a predicted model, not a curated record
GAGGGAAGACCUCGAUUAGACUAACGUCACUAAAACGGUGACGUAAUUGCUUUCCCGAGAACUGCACCCUUCCCACGUAGACAAAUUCCAAACGCCACGUGUCACUCUCUUUUCUCACUCCCCACCUCACGCACUCCGCCUUCUCUCUCAUCCUCUCAGAACACACACAAAAAAAAACGCAGAAAACAAAAUCGAACGAAUAAUAAAACGACGACGAAGAAGAGAAGAGAGAGGAUUCCACCGCCUGUGAUGGAUAGCAGUCUUCUCAUCGACGACGCCGUUUCCGUUGCUCCGAAGCCCAAUCUGAAACGCCCAUGCUGCUCUAUUUUCCCCGACUCGAGCAGGAUUCUGAGCUCCAAAUCGAAUCCAAAUCCACUGGACGCGCUCCUGGAAUCGUUUCUCGAACUCUCCGAUUCGUCCGCGGUUGCUCUCGACCUAUCCUUCGAUCGGAUUCUCGAAUCCAGGCACUACGACUCGGACCAGAAUGACGUCAUCGACCGAGCUCUCCGGCUCGGCUCUGCUCUCACUGAAGCUGCCAAUCGAUCCGCUAGGAGGCGCGCUUCCGUGCACAACGCUUUCGUUUGGGCUCUACCAUUGGAUCUUACUAUUAAGGUAUUUUCAAUGCUCGAUACUCAAAGUGUAUGCCAUGCAGCAGCUACAUGCUCUUUUUUCCAUAAGUGUGCUGCUGACCCGUUGUGCUAUUCCAAUAUUGAUUUGACCACAGUAGUGCCUAAGAUCAACAAUAUGGUAGUUUCAACUAUGAUCCAACGAGCUGGAAAAGAUCUGCGGUCUCUUAAGCUUGGGGUUGUACCCUGUCCUGAUGCUGCAUCACUAGGCUCGUCUCAACCACUGGUUUAUUCUAUGAGGAAUUCCUCAGACACUUCAGGAUUUUCUUGGAAUGACAAAAGGUCUAGACAGGGAAAAGAGUCAUUUAUACUUAGUAGAUCUUGCUUGGCUCCGUUGAUUGCUGAUGGUGGUGCGCUGGGUUCUCUAUUGAGAAGGCUACACCUGUAUAAUAUUGAUAGAAUGGACAAUACAGCAUUUGGAGCUGCAGUAUCAGCUUGCCCUUCUUUGCUCGACCUAGAAAUUGUUGGCCUUCAUGUGGAGCUGAGGCAGACACUGGAGUCAGUGAGUAGAUCUUGUCCUCUAAUAGAGCGUCUAUAUUUUGAAUCAUCAAAAACAGGUAGAGAUGACAGUUUAAAAUUACCGACGUGCAAUGAUCUAGUGACUAACUGCCCGUCUUUAUCCUCAUUGUCACUAAGAGGAUUUAAAUUGCAUGACAUUAAAGUUCGGACACUUGUUAAGGGAUUCCGCAAACUGAAGUAUGUUGACUUUUCAACAUCCUACUCUAUUACUGGUGACUUUCUCAGGAAUCUUGGUGGCAAUGCAGGUGCAAACUUACUAGAGGUCUUGAUUUUACGGGAUUGUAUGCACUUGAGAGAAGCUGAAGUUUCUCGAUUGCUGUCAGCAAUGCUUGCCGGACGCUUCGUGUACCUUAGGCACCUUGACAUAUCCAACCGAGAGGGACUGGCAUCGGAUAAUGACUGGUCCCGUCGAAGUUUCACCCCAAGUUUCAUGUCUCUAGGCGAGCUAUUGGACGAAAGACCUAAUUUGUGUGUGCUCGCAGAUUUUCCUACAGAGGGAAGUUUCGUAGAAGAGCCAAUGACCAGCAGUGGUGUGAACAGUGAGAGUGACUCACUGACAAGCAGCCAUACAUCCGACGAUCCAUUGGUGUUUACGAGUUCAUCGGAGAGCAGUUAUAAUAGUGAUCAAAGUCAUCCAAUUCUCGAGGAAAGUUCCGAUGAGGUGGAUUACUUGUAGAGCUUACAAUUUACAGGUUAUGCUGUAAAAGGUUGAGUAUACCGAAGGUGAUUGCUUAUUUCCCAUGAAAUUUAUUCUUGUAUUUUUCUCUCACUUAAAUUGCUUAUAGCGCGUGGUUCAAUAAUUAUGCUGUUCAGUAAAACAAUUGCUGAAAAAAUGCAUGUUAACAUAUGCGAACGCUUUCGAGUUUUGUGUUUCUAUGUUUGGAGAUGGUAAACGUUGUAGCUUUAUUAAGAUUGGGCUGCAUAGUGGCUAGUGUGUUCAAAUUCAUGUAUUUGUUAAUAUGCCCAUUGCGAAGCCUGUUCUGGAUUCUA